CGCCAGCCUCGGCUUCCCAGAGUGGAUCCCAGGGGAUUACAGGCGUGAGCCACCGCACCCGGCCCAGAGAUAUUUCUAUGUUAACUCUCUGUUCAGCUGGUUCUCUCCCAUCAGUGAACCUAAAGCUGAUUCCCCUCCACCACCUGCAAGUUUUAACUUAUUUAUUUCCCCUUUUUUCCCAACAUUCACCCUAUUAAAAGCAAGCUUUAAGUUCAACUUAAUCACUACCAUUCAACUGGCUCUUGGCCAAAUAGUAGACUGUUUUGCAUCUUUUUGCUAUCUGGUUGCAUACUAACCUCACCUAGCAACUUGUAAACCCUCUGCAAACUUGGUAAGCUGAGAUUCUGGGUUUUGAUCCCAAGUCAGGGUGUGGUAAACACACAGACAAGGGCGGGACAGUGACAUUAGUGACUUGGAGUCAUUAUUAAAUGGAAUCUUUUUGAAAAGGAAUGAGUUUCCCAAAGAGUCCUCACCAACCGGAGUUAGUGACCACCUUGAUUUACCAGGAUGUGGGAGACACUUGCAUGUGGAGGAAUAGGAUUUGGGGCUUUUUCCACUUGGCUCUAGCAAAUCCCCUAGCUGGAGCUUUUGCCCUUUACAGAGAAGAAGGUGUCACUUUACGGAUCACUCGGGAGAACUGUGUCAUGGGCAAGUGUGUACAAGGUGCCUAGAGACGGGAUGUUUCUCCUGAAAGGACUCCUUCCCCAGGGAGGGAACUCACUAGAAGUCAGCGAAGGCACCAGCUGGAGCAAAGUGACUCUGAAGACACAAGAGGCUUUCAAGCAAAUCAUGUCUUUUUUUCAUUUGCUUUUUGUGUUGGCUGCUGCCCCAGGUCUUCUAGCUUUUCCAAAUUUUGUCAUUGAGAAUGUGAGCCCUCUUCUGGAAAAUGCCUCUGAACAUACACGGGUUGCCAGGAUCACUGUGUCUGUCUCACCUGGGGCUUCUCUAGUUGGAGACCCUGUUAUUAUCAAUGCGAAUCCUGCUGUCCAUCCAUUUGUGCUGUCUCGGAGAUCCACACGUCUGUGGGAAUUAUCCACGACCGGAGUCCCCAAGCUGGACUUUGAGACGGUGAAGAUCUAUUCCCUGGUGAUCUAUGCCAAAGACAACCAAGGGACAACAGCAUCACAGGCCAUUUUAAUCCAGAUUGCGGAUGUGAAUGAGCCGCCCACCUUCUCUGGAUCCCUUGCCCAGCGGGACCAAGUUACUGAGAUUUAUAUUCGAGAAGAUACUGCCCCGGGCACAGUCAUUUACAGAGCAACAGCCAAGGACCCCGAGGAUGCUGUUUUGGAGUACUUCAUUUCCCCGGAGGGUUCUGGCUUCACAGUCGACAGUGUGGGGACAAUUUCCACAGCAGUGGCUUUUGAUUUUGAGAGCAAAGCUACAAGUUUCUCCCUAGUUAUUAAAGUGGUCGAUCCUCAAGGACUGUUUACUGAUGGAAAUCUCAAGAUCUUCCUCAUCAACGUGAACAACAAGGACCCCAUUCUUACCUGCAGUCUUGAAGGUGCCGUCUCUAGUGUUACUUCUAUAAACUCGAGUCUGCACAAUAAAGUCAAUAUCACGCUGGAUGAAGAAAUUCCAAUUGGGAAAAGGAUUGGAGUAUGCCAGGCAACUGAUGAAGAUAACCUGGGAGAUCUCACCUUUGAACUGGAUCCGUGGAAUGUUGACUUUAUUGUUGACAAAGAGCGUGGGACUGUGGUCACUGCUACCCGUCUGGACGUGGAGAGAGCUGGGUUUGCGGGUGUUCAGCCCUUCUCCAUCAAGGCCUGUGACGGCGACCGGCGCUGUGCGGCCAUCCCAGUGACUGCCCACAUCCACGGCAUUAACGACAACUCGCCUUUCUGUGACCGGUAUCUGAUUAGGUACACAGGCAAGGAGGUGAUUACGAAGGGCACAGUAGUUGCAAGACUCUCGUGUCACGACCUUGAUGAGCCUCCUGAUACAAUCCAUUAUGCUCCUAGCUCGGGCCCGGUUGGCUCUGGACAGCUCUUUGAGCAAGUGCCAAACGCCGACAAUUGCAUACAGGUUGCCAGAGAGUUGGAUUAUGAAGACCCAGAGCUGGUCACAGCUGGGCAUAUCUACGAAAUGAUGAUUUCAGUCUUUGAUGACCUACGCCCUUCCCAUACAGUGACGGUGACGGUCAUUGUGGAGAUUGCUCCUGCCAACGAUUUCAGCCCUGAAUUUAAAGCUGCACACUAUUCAUUCUCCAUUCCGGAAACGUCAGGAGCUUUCUACAAAGUUGGAAGGGUGACUGCCAUUGAUGAAGACCACCCGCCAAACUGCGUGACGUACAAAAUCACCAACGGAGACAUUGAGGUUGUGCAAAGAUUCUGGAUUCACCCUCUCUCUGGGAUGAUUGAACUCACCACGCAGCCGGACUAUGAGUCUGUGAAGCAAUAUAACCUCACUGUGGAGGCCGUGGACUGUGACAGAUUUCGCCCGCGUACAGCGAUGGCCACGGUCACUGUUGACAUCGAAGAUGAGAAUGAUGAAGCACCUGUCUGCACACCCUCUCUGUAUAAGGCCGUCAUUUUUGACAAUGCUGUCGCUGGGACUAACGUCAAUGGCUUCAAACUAAACUGCCACGACAGAGACUCACAGGAUUUUGAGAUGCGCUUCGAGAUGGUUUCUGGAAAUGAGAACCAUCAUUUUGGAUUUGACCCGACUCGAGGCUCAAACACUCCAAAAUUAAUUGUGAAGAAUCCUUUCAACUUUGAAUCUAGAGCUGAACUGCAGCGACAGUACCACCUCGUGGUGCAUGUAAUUGAUGACAACCUGAAAUAUGGCAGAUCCACCAAGCCUAGGACAGGCACUGCUAUUAUAGAUAUUUAUGUGACAAGAGCCAAUAUGCCACCUCCUCCAACCACCAGCUCUGAACAAAGAAAAGGUCUGACCGUUGUGUACACAGCUAUCAACACGUUCAAAUCCAGUGACUGGUACAUUCCUUUCAUCUUCACUCUGAUGGCUGUUUUCUUUGUUGGGUUCGUCUCCUGGGUAUGUUUCCUGCUUUGGAAAUACGGAAACAUUAUGGGAUGCUGUCAGAAAAUGGCUAAAGAAGUCUCCAAGCCCAUACCUAAAGGAAUGAAGUACAUUACAGGAGAUAGAAAUCCAAAGGGAAAGACCGUCAUAGGAAACAGAAAUAAAAACUUAGAAUUGUUAACAGAAACCAUUGUGUGUGAGACUGUGUUUGAUGGAGAAGCCAUUGAUCCAGUCUCCGGGAACGUUUAUGAAUAUAACAGCAGAACAGGUGCAAGAAAGUGGAAAAAGUCCCCCAGGCACCAGGAGGAGUCCUUGGCAAACAUAUACUCCCUCCCAGAACCAGUCUCUUCUGAGGAAUCUACAUCCUUAAACAUUCCUUUGCAAGGGUAGCAUUUUCCAGCGUCUCUGAAGGAUUGCUUUUUUGCGUAUGUGACUGUCACAGGCAGUUUUUCUGGGCUAUCUAAAAUUAAAUUAUACAUGCUAGGCCAGCUGCUCUGUUUUUAUAGCUUUGUGUCAUCUUCCAGUUCAGAGGGGCUGGUGAGGGCAGCAGGAGUGGUCAGCUUUGAGUCUCUGAUUAUGUUUUUCUGAAAACUGGAGACUAAAUUGGUGCGUGUUCUUUGUCCUACUUUGCCCAGUAGAAUGUAUGCUUCUUAAGAUCAGAGAGUUUGUUUAGCUCCCUGCUGUGGUGCCAACACAUGAUUUGCACAGGGUGGGGGCUCUGUAGG
Messenger RNA from Microcebus murinus (gray mouse lemur), 3701 nucleotides. RefSeq names its product cadherin-related family member 3. The record is from RefSeq and is a predicted model, not a curated record. NCBI's taxonomy places the organism in Eukaryota, Metazoa, Chordata, Mammalia, Primates, Cheirogaleidae.